UUUGCCCUCUCUUUCUAUCUCAAUGUUUCUUUCCUUGUUUUAUCCUUCUCUCUUGUUCUUUCUCAACAUUUUUCAAGAAAGCUUGAAGGAAUGGCCAAGACUACUAAUGGAUUUACGGGCCGUGGACAUGAUAUGUUGGCACCUUUUACUGCGGCUUGGAUGAUUGAUAUGGGACCUUUAGUUAUAGAAAAGGCGGAGGGUUCUUAUGUCUAUGACAUAAAUGGGAAGAAAUACCUUGAUUCUUUAUCUGGUUUAUGGUGCUCAACAUUAGGGGGAAAUGAGCCUCGUCUUAUUGAAGCUGCAAAUAAACAACUCAACAAAUUGCCAUUUUACCAUUCAUUUUGGAAUCGUACCACAAAACCUUCUUUGGAUCUUGCAAAGGAGCUCCUAGAUAUGUUUACUGCAAAUAAAAUGGCAAAAGUUUUUUUCACAAAUAGUGGAUCAGAAGCUAAUGACACUCAGGUGAAGUUGGUGUGGUAUUACAACAAUGCCAUUGGGAGGCCAAACAAAAAGAAAUUUAUUUCUCGAGCAAAUGCAUACCAUGGUUCUACUUACAUGUCUGCCGGUCUUUCUGGGCUUCCUUCACUACAUUUAAAAUUUGAUUUGCCACCUGAAUUUAUUUUGCAUACUGAUUGCCCUCAUUAUUGGAACUAUCACUUACCAGGUGAGACAGAAGAGGAGUACUCAACUAGGUUGGCAAAUAAUUUGGAAAAUCUUAUCCUCAAAGAGGGGCCUGAAACAGUUGCUGCUUUCAUUGCUGAACCAAUUAUGGGAGGAGCAGGUGUCAUACUUCCUCCAGCAACCUAUUUUGAGAAGGUUCAAGCUAUUUUAAAGAAGUAUGACAUUCUUUUUAUCGCGGAUGAGGUGAUAUGUGGAUUUGGAAGACUUGGGACAAUGUUUGGAUGUGAUAAGUACAACAUUAAACCUGAUCUUGUCUCUAUAGCAAAGGCUCUUUCUUGUGGAUAUGUGCCAAUUGGGGCUGUGCUUGUAAGCACUGAAAUUUCCAAAGUCAUAAGUUCUCAAAGCAAUCAACUUGGUGUUUUUUGUCAUGGAUUUACUUAUUCCGGACACCCUGUUGCGUGUGCGGUUGCACUAGAAGCACUGAAGAUCUAUAAGGAAAAAAAUAUUACUGAGGUAGUGAACAAAAUAGCACCAAAGUUCCAAGAAGGUUUGAAAGCAUUUAUCGACAGUCCCAUAAUUGGGGAGAUAAGGGGAACUGGUUUGAUGCUUUCUACAGAGUUUGUAGAUAACAAAUCUCCUAAUGAUCCCUUUCCACCAGAAUGGGCUGUUGGUCCAUAUUUUGGAACACAAUGUGAGAAGUAUGGGAUGUUGGUAAGUUUUUCUGGUGAUCACAUAAAUAUGGCUCCUCCAUUCACCUUGAGUCUUGAAGAGCUUGAUGAGAUGAUAAGCAUAUAUGGAAAAGCAUUGAAGGAUACUGAAAAGAGAGUUGAAGAACUCAAGUCUCAAAAGAAGUAAAAAAGCUCAUGACAAAAGCUUGAUGAUCCCAAAAAAGAAAAGAGAGAAAAAAAAAAAGUUCAUUUCCGUUUAAAUAAAACUCUGCCUUUCUUGAAGUUUUUGCUCAUAGUUGGUACUCAUAAUAUAUCGUACUGUGUUGUACUGUGUUAUUUUAAUGAGUAUAACAUUUGAAUAGGUUGUAUUA
Molecule: messenger RNA, 1660 nt
Organism: Solanum dulcamara
Lineage: Eukaryota; Viridiplantae; Streptophyta; Magnoliopsida; Solanales; Solanaceae
Product: gamma aminobutyrate transaminase 2
Exons: 17
Coding region: 91-1476 (461 amino acids)
Biological process (GO): biotin biosynthetic process
Molecular function (GO): pyridoxal phosphate binding; S-adenosyl-L-methionine:8-amino-7-oxononanoate transaminase activity
Source: RefSeq, a predicted model, not a curated record